AUGGCCAGCUACGAAGUCUUUAGUCGUAUACAACCACACGAAUAUCUACGUCGUUUCCUUGACCAGUCCAUUCGUCCCGAUGGUCGCCCUCUUGAUCGCUUUCGAAAAACUCUUAUUACAACCGAUUCUAUUGCAGCUGCCGAUGCCAGCGCCAUGGUCCGCUUAGGUGGCACCGCGAUCGUGUGUGGUAUCAAGGCUGAAGUAUGCGAACCCCAUGUAGAACGACCUGAUCAAGGCUAUUUGGUUCCUAACAUCGAGUUAUCACCCAUGUGCUCAUCAAAGUUCCGCCCUGGUCCACCUCCUGAAAGUGCUCAAGCCAUAUCACAAUUAAUCCAUGAGUUGUUUUCAAGUUGCAAUAUCCUUCCACUUGAAUCGCUUUGUAUCGAAUCCGGCAAAGCUGUAUGGGUGCUUUAUGCAGACAUUGUGUGUCUCAAUUACGAUGGCAAUAUCACGGAUGCAAGUUUACUGGCUUUGACAGCAGCCCUGAACAAAUUAACAUUACCAAAAGCAUCUGUAUCCGAAUCCAUGGUGGUUGAAGCAGAUGCAUCUGAUCGAGUGCCUAUAAAGUUAGCACGAGUACCAGUGGCAUCCACAUUUUGUGUCUUUCAACAACCCCAUGCUGUCCUCUCCGACCCGAAUGAAGCCGAAGAGUCACUUUCACGCGAAACAGUGACAGUCGUAUUGGAUACAACAGGUCAACUUUGUAUGGUUCAUAAAAAUGGUGGCAACAGCGUAGCCAUGGAUACCUUCAAGGCAUGCUUUGAUCGCGCUAGUGAGCGGACAAGUCAAAUUGCGGUUCUCUUACUCGAAUAA
Lichtheimia ornata is the source of this 813-nucleotide messenger RNA. RefSeq lists its product as uncharacterized. Gene Ontology annotation, biological process: TRAMP-dependent tRNA surveillance pathway; exonucleolytic trimming to generate mature 3'-end of 5.8S rRNA from tricistronic rRNA transcript (SSU-rRNA, 5.8S rRNA, LSU-rRNA); nuclear polyadenylation-dependent mRNA catabolic process. The record is from RefSeq and is a predicted model, not a curated record. The coding region runs from base 1 to 813 and encodes 270 amino acids. NCBI's taxonomy places the organism in Eukaryota, Fungi, Mucoromycota, Mucoromycetes, Mucorales, Lichtheimiaceae. Gene Ontology annotation, cellular component: nuclear exosome (RNase complex); cytoplasmic exosome (RNase complex). The transcript has 4 exons.